AGUGAUGAGAUGGUGGUGGAGCUGAUUGAGAACAACCUGGACUCCCCUCCCUGCAAGAACGGCUUCCUCCUGGAUGGCUUCCCGCGCACAGUGAAGCAGGCGGAAAUGCUGGAUGAGCUCCUGGAGAAGAGGAGAGAGAAGCUGGACUCUGUCGUGGAGUUCAGCAUUCCCGACUCCUUGCUGAUCCGGAGAAUCACCGGACGGCUGAUUCACCCAGCAAGUGGCCGCUCUUAUCACGAGGAGUUCAGACCCCCGAAAGAGCACAUGAAGGACGAUGUCACUGGAGAGCCCCUGAUCCGCCGUUCGGAUGAUAAUGAAACAGCCCUGAGGACGCGCCUGAAGGCCUAUCACACCCAGACCUCCCCCUUGGUGUCCUACUACAGCAAGCGUGGGAUCCACACGGCCGUGGAUGCCUCCCAGUCUCCUGAUGUGGUGUUUGCCAGCAUCCUGGCAGCCUUCUCAAAAGCAACAUCUGAGUGACUCCAUGAAGCAGAUGAGGCACCACCACACGCUGCACACUGCUACAUCACCCAUUGCAGCCCUCCCCUGGGGGCAGGGGAGGCAGGGAGGGGGUAUGAUUGAUGGGAGGGGGGGGAAGGAGGUGGUAGACAAGGGGCUUGGGGGCUGAUUUGGUUGGCUUUUGGUUGGAUUCCUUAUUCAGCACAAUCAUUGCGAAGAGGAGAUGGGCUUCUCCUUCGAAAUCACUUUUGGUUGGGGAGGCAAAACCAUGGGACAGAGUGGAACAUCCCCAGCAGGGAUCA
This is a messenger RNA of Nestor notabilis (Kea), 761 nucleotides long. It is a transcript of the gene AK2, whose product is annotated as adenylate kinase 2. Lineage: Eukaryota; Metazoa; Chordata; Aves; Psittaciformes; Psittacidae. The transcript has 5 exons. Gene Ontology annotation, molecular function: ATP binding; AMP kinase activity. Gene Ontology annotation, cellular component: mitochondrion; cytoplasm. The coding region runs from base 10 to 480 and encodes 156 amino acids. The record is from RefSeq and is a predicted model, not a curated record. Gene Ontology annotation, biological process: nucleobase-containing compound metabolic process.